This is a messenger RNA of Cantharellus anzutake, 2332 nucleotides long. RefSeq lists its product as uncharacterized. Gene Ontology annotation, biological process: regulation of transcription by RNA polymerase II. The transcript has 6 exons. Gene Ontology annotation, molecular function: DNA-binding transcription factor activity, RNA polymerase II-specific; RNA polymerase II cis-regulatory region sequence-specific DNA binding. Gene Ontology annotation, cellular component: nucleus. The coding region runs from base 403 to 2049 and encodes 548 amino acids. Lineage: Eukaryota; Fungi; Basidiomycota; Agaricomycetes; Cantharellales; Hydnaceae. The record is from RefSeq and is a predicted model, not a curated record.
GUGUACACGCCCCUUGCAACGGGAAAUCCUGCCUGUUCAGCAUAUCCUGAUGUGGCAAAACAGGCUGUUCCUCCUAAAGUUUAGUCCCUAACCAUUUAUUGAGCUACGUUCAUUAUAGUAGCUUACGCCAGGCAAUCACAUUCCGCUGCCACAACGACAAUUCAUAGGUACACGCUCCUUUUUCUUUGCUUUUUUUUUUUCUCUUCUCUUUCCCUGUCUCCACUUUCACUCCCCCCCCCUCCCCUCUAACCCUUCCUCUCUCUCAAGCCUCUCCUACACGUUGCUCAUUACGCGUUUCGACCUCAACUCGGACUUUCUUGCACCAAAACACACAUUCUGGACGAAACUAAUCCCUUCCCCCUUGUGCCUCGGCGCUAAACUCUACGCUUUCACAUUCCUAUAAUGAGUUCUCAAUCCUGGGCUUCGCUGUCGGGCUAUCGAGCUCUUUCAUUCCCUCAUCAAGGUCUUCCGAGCGUCCAGGACAUCCUUUCCCCCAAUGACGCCACUGCACCUUGCGGUGGGACCGUCAUGACGCCAUCAAUGGGCUAUCUUCACUCUUCUGGAAUGCCAACCGUAGACAAUGUGCAUCAUUCCCAGCAAGGGAGUCAACUUCCUCAUGGCAUGGACGCAAGCGCGCAUCAACUCCGAUACCGGGCUCUCAGUCUAACCCUAGAACGAGCUCCAACGAAGCACUCUAAACGAAUGGAUAGACGAGGUCCUCGCGAGCGCCCGUACACGUGUAUGGGGUGUGACGCUACAUUCGAUAGACCUAGCUCGCUCCGCACACACAUGUUAUCUCACACAGGCGAGAAGCCGCAUCAAUGUGCGCAGUGCCAAAGGCGAUUCUCAGUACUCAGUAACCUAAAACGCCACCAGAUAACAUGUGGACGCACUCGGCGUAGAAACUUGGCUCCGUCUCCGGAUCCUCGUGACAAUGGUCGAAGUUCGGAAGAAGGGCCGGCCUUACGGGGAGAGCAACAACAGCAGCAGCAGCAGCAGCAGCAGACUUUAAGCGCACGAGGACCCCAACAGGUCUCACCUUCUCCUGAUUCUCAAUCAGGAAUGCAGUUCCCAACUUUAGACGAUGUACAAAGUCGAAUAGGAGCAAAUAUGAACGAGCCGCCACGGGCGAGUCCCUAUCCUACUCAUCCAUCCAUCCUCACUUUCCAUCCCAGUGGUGACACGGAUCCACUUAUGAGGCCAUCUUUUAAUCAGUACAAUUCCAGUCCCACCAUCUCUUCGCAUUCUUCCGAUGCUGCAAGCACCCUGUCAGCCGCAACGUCCAUCCCUGUCAACCAUCCAUCGGCGCAUAUCGGUCCAUCAGCUCCACUUCCGCCACGCUCUCAACUCGCCCAUUCUGGACUAGCGCACACACCAGCAGUGCACCAUCGUUCACCUGACCCUACUUCGCCUAGCGGCGUGAUAACCAAUAACCCUUAUCUCCUCGGAACCGAACACUCCUUAUCUGGAUCUGUCACGAAUGACCAUCAGCCGACAUCGUCGGCAUCAAUCCAAAGUAGCAAUAGCAACAGUAACAACCUCUAUAACGCUCAUAUCCUUUCACCAACACCUCCUACUCCGCCAUCGACAAACGUCAGGUCUCCUAGAAGACGUUACACACGUGCAAGGCCAAGACCUUGGCUUCCUGCUUCUCUUUCUUGUAUGACGAACAUCCAUGAACUCCUUAAUACGGCUCAUUCGAAGAGUGCCGUUUCCAAAGCUGUGAACACCCUCAAACGUGUCCAAACGCAAUUCGCUUCGAUUCUUUGUGCACCUUUAAGACCUGUGGUGCCGUGGAGUGGGAAUGGGAAUGGGGGUGUGGGUAUGAGCGUGCCAGAUGGCGGUGGCGGUGGCGGGGGUGGCGGUGGUGGUGGUGGGUAUGGUGGAUGGAACUUGGAAGAGAGGAACAGUUAUGCGCCUGGUGCCCCUCGUGAACCAUACCAUCCCAGGGAAUGGAGGGAUGGUGUGUCGACGUUACCCGGACCGAGGCCUUUGGCUCCGGAAGAACUUGCAAGGCAAAGUAAGAAAGGAGCCAAGCUUGGUCAUUGAGUUUGGUUUGUUUGUUUGUUUUCUUUUGAUGAUGAUGAGCAUGUUUUCAGACUGAUUCACUAUCUUCUCGUGCAUGAAUGAGGGAGGAGGCUGUUCUUGUUCCUUUGUUUGUUUGUUUGUUUGUUUUUUCCUGCCCUUCAAUGUGUGUGUGGUUUACCAUUAUCUCUUUUCCUUACCUACGAACGCACUUGGAUAAAUGAUUGAUGGAAAGAAACUUUUGGAGCUUGAUAUUGAACUACUUUUUUUCGAUCGAGAGGGGUCUCGUAUACGUCAUCGACCAAGG